UCCGAGUUAUAAAAUCUCGUCCGCAUUCUCGCGAUAAGUGACUGUCGCGCUUGCGCAGAAGAACUAACACAACCAACACAUGCGCAGUAACAAAAAGACGAUUCUUAAAUUCAGUGCAUGAGGAAGAUUUAUAUAAGAUUUAUACACUACUGGAACGGUGAAUCAGCAGUAAUGGAGGAAUCUGUGUCUAACGUGGAAGUAUGCAAUUUGGCAUAUACUGGACAAUUUGAAGAGUUAAAAAACAAAAUUUUGUCAGAUAAGUCGCUAGCUUGUAAAACAGAUCAGGAUCAUAGAACUGUUCUGCACUGGGCAUGUUCAGCUGGGCACACAGACAUUGUGGCGUUUCUGUUAGCUUUUGGAGUGGAUGUGGAUCUGAGUGAUGAUGCGGGUUGGACUCCACUUCACAUUGCAGCCUCAGCAGGAAGAGAAGAGAUUGUGAAGGCUCUGAUCACCAGAGGGGCACAGUUGAAUGUUGCCAAUGAGAAUGGCUGCAGACCUUUGCAUUAUGCAGCUUCCAAAGACAGAUAUGAGAUUGCCCAGAUGUUGUUAGAGAAAGGCGCAGACCCAAAUGCUACAAACAAGUUGCAAUGUACCCCGUUGCACAGAGCUUCAGCAAAGGGAAACCGUCGACUAAUUCAGCUCCUCCUGAAGCACAGUGCCUCCACCAACAUCCAGGAUUCAGAGGGAAACACAGCACUUCACCUGGCUUGUGAUGAAGAACGGACAGAAGCAGCCAAGCUACUGGUGGAGCACGGAGCUAGUAUUUAUAUAGAGAAUAAAGAGGAGAAGACACCUCUACAGAUUGCUAAAGGAGGACUUGGGGCAGUGUUGAGGAGGAUUGUGGAGGGCUGAUGCUGUUUCUUAGUACAUGUAAACUGCUUCUCAAAGGAAUAUGUUUUGUUAGAAAGCACUUCAAAGUUUAAACAUGUGUUCUCAGCUUCUAAAGGAAGCAUGUGUUAAAAAAAAAAAACAUUUAGUUUGUAUAGAUUUGUUUUCAUACUUGCCAUUCUUUAUUGUGCAGCAGUUAAUAUUUGGAAGCAACUUGCAAUUCAGUUAUCAACCAUGACAAUUAUACUAGCAGGAUUUUGUGUUUUUAAAAAAUGUAUUUUCAUUUACUUAAACUAAAUACAAUCCUUCUAAUAAGACUCGCCGGACUUCCAUUUUCUUCAUCAGUUGUUCCCAGUGUAUUCUGAUACUUUUAUAGACCAUAAAAAGCAUUUAAUAAAGGUAAUUAUUCCCUG
Molecule: messenger RNA, 1241 nt
Organism: Acipenser ruthenus (sterlet)
Lineage: Eukaryota; Metazoa; Chordata; Actinopteri; Acipenseriformes; Acipenseridae
Product: 26S proteasome non-ATPase regulatory subunit 10-like
Exons: 6
Coding region: 118-852 (244 amino acids)
Biological process (GO): protein ubiquitination
Cellular component (GO): cytoplasm
Molecular function (GO): protein binding; ubiquitin-protein transferase activity
Source: RefSeq, a predicted model, not a curated record